GUCUUAAUGGAGCAGCAGGCAUGUUGUGUUGUGCUGCUGCCUGCCUCCGAGUCACAGUACAGUGGUACCUCUGGUUACGAACUUAGUUUGUUCCGGAGGUCCGUUCUCAACCUGAAACUGUUCGUAACCUGAGGUACCACUUUAGCUAAUGGGGCCUCCCGCUGCCACCACACAAUUUCUGUUCUCAUCCUGAGGUAAAGUUCUUAACCCGAGGUACUACUUCUGGGUUAGUGGAGUCUGUAACCUGAAGUGUUUGUAACCCGAGGUACCACUGUAUCAGUCAGUCUCUAAAUGUUAGUUAGUCUGUAACAGUUUAAUCUACGUAAGAUGUUUUAGCAACUGAAAGAAACAUCCACCUGCAGUGUGUGUGUGUGUGUGUGUGUGUGUGUGUGUGUGUGUGUGCAUAAUCUGCAACUGCAAGUACACUAAGUUAUAUAUUCUUUAAAGGAAGAAGAAGAAGAAGAAGAGUUUGGAUUUGAUAUCCCGCCUUUCACUCCCUUUAACGAGUCUCAAAGUGGCUAACAUUCUCCUUUCCCUUCCUCCCCCACAACAAACACUCUAUGAGGUGAGUGGGGCUGAGAGACUUCAGAGAAGUGUGACUGGCCCAAAGUCACCCAGCAGCUGCAUGUGGAGGAGCGGAGACGCGAACCCCGGUUCACCAGAUUACAAGCCUACCGCUCUUAACCACUACACCACACUGGAGAGUGUCUUGUGUAGUUUUUAUAGGAGGGAAAAGAGAACUAAAGGGUCAAACGACCCAGGGCUAUCUUUCUCAUUCUUUACAAAUGGGAGCUACAGUCUAAUUCCCACAGUUUGGGUGCAGGGCUGGCCCGGCCCAGGAUCCACUGCUUCUUGAGCUGGCCUUGUUGCCAUCAACUGAUGGCAACAGACCUGAUCUGGAUCUCUUUGCUAUCAUGCUAGCAAAUAACACCCCCCACGCCCCUACCUUCUGCCCUGGCUGUUGCAAGUGAUAGGGCUAUGGGGAGGGGAGUGACUGCACUACUCUAUUAAGCCCUGUCAUUGUUGGCCAGGAGUUUGGCUCUCCCCUUAGACAAUUAACAAUGUCUAAGACCAGUGCUUUUUUCUUAAAAAAAUGUUUAGGGGUACUCUCAUUUUCCUCAUAUUGAAACACUGCCCCUCAAUGAGGCCAAACUUAGAUUCACAAAAUGUUUAGGGAUAUGCCCCCCCCCCCGAAAAAAGCACUGUCUAAGACUAAUGCAUGUUGGUCUUAUGCAUGUUUGCUCAGAGAUAACAUCUGCUGGGUUCAGUGAUGUCUAUUGCCCAAAUAACUGUGCCCAGGAUUCCAGCCUUACCUUUUAAUGCAUUGGUUUCCACCCCUUGCGUUCGCUUAUAGCUUCCACCUUUGCAUUUUUCUAUGUACCCGAAAAAAUACCUAACAGAAUAUUACAACUGCAGCUGCAGUUAGUUACCAGCCUACAGUAGGUGUGCUUCUCCUUCUGUCAAUAUCGCCUCCUAGAACGUAUUGAAGAUUAUUUGAAAACAAACAGGGAGUAGGAGAAACUUUUGAGAGUACUGUACAAUAUGUGCAAAAGGAUUGUGGACUUCAGUGUGAAGCGCAUGCAAUUUUGAUAUAAGCUCCCUUGAAAUCAACAGGACUUACUUCUGAGUAAACAUUCACAGAACCAGACUGCAUGGGUAAUAAAGAGAAGGUAGGUAGCUUGACCUUUCAUUUUUGAGAGUUAUAACAGGAAUCUGGAGAAAUAGCAGAGGAAAAAGGUUUCUGCUGCUGAAUUCUGGCAGAGUUCAGUUCGACAUUUAUAAUUGCAUUAGAGUAGAAUAGUGCUACUAAAUACCUAGCAGACGUGCAAAAUCUGCAAUUUCAGUCAAUUCUACGGUGUGGUCAUUCAUUCAGUGCUUUGCAACAUUUCUGUAUAAUUGCGAUAGCUUUCCCCUUGCAAUAUGUCACAACCUCCUGAAAUCUUUCUGAAUGUCAUGAUAAUAUUUCUGUCAAGACUAUUUCUUCUUUGGCUUGCUUAUAUAAUUCACGCAUGAGCUUGUCUGCUGUACUCAGGAGGAAAGUACAUGUGUGUGAGAGCAAUGUCACUCACACCACUUUGGACCACAAACCCCCAAUGGAGUAUAACUGGGAGCAAGACAUACAUGUGUGAGAAUUAGUAUGGUGCUGAAACGGGUGGAAUGUGAAUUUUGUGGACACUUUCUUUGUUGUGAGUUAUGCCCCUUAUUUUGCCAGAUUGUAAGGGGGUGCAUGAAAAGGAGUUAAAAUGCUCACUCCUGUGGCCCUGUGCUAGUUCCACCCCAAUGUGAAUGCUCUUUCUGUAGCCGUAUGCUCAGGGCUGUCUUAAGCAUAUGUGGCGCUGGGGUGCAAAGAUCUGCCCCCCUGGUUGCCCAGUCCCAGGCACGCAGGAGGAUGGAGCUGGCCAUCUGCCUCAGUGUCUUGCUGGCUCAGUCACCACCAAACUCACGGUGCAGAGCCGCCCGCAGUAGAAGAGCCCGCUGCGGCGCUCCAACCAACGGGUGGGCUCUUCCCCGGACCCAACUCUUGGCCUGGCACCCCUGAGAGCCCGGCGCCUGGGUGCCCAGCACCCCUAGCGCCUAUGGGUAAGACGGCCCAGCGUAUGCUCUUCCUUCAGUACCUUCCUCCCUGGUACCUUUUUCAUCUGUUUCCAGCUUUGAUGGGUACUAUUGUGGUACAUAAAGAAGAAGAAAAGAUGGCCCAUGUGGUGUAGUGGCUAGAGUGUUGGACUAGGACCUGGGAGAUCGAAUCCCACUCAGCCAUUAAGCUCAGUGGGCAACAUACAUACAUACUUUUAUUUGUAUGCCACCUUUCCACAAUUCAAGCCAUGCUCAAAGUGGUUUACAACAUGAAUAAACACCUAACUCUAAAAUAACACAAGUAGUCAUAAACAAAUAAAACAUUAAAAAUGCACAACCCAACUGAAUAGUUUCCACAUAAAUGGCAACAAGAUCUAAAAUAAAGAUACGAAAAAACAACAGCAACAAGCUCCCUCCGAACAAAAAACCCCCAAGAGUUUGUUCAACAGCCCCAGCUUUUGUAGCUGGAGUCAAUUAGGGUCCACCCUGCUAGGCUAGGUGGAAAAGACCUGCUAGGCAGGGAGCUGGUCUUCCAGGACUCACAGCCAAGAUGAUCUCUGGCCUCUUCAGUACCUCAGCCUUUGCAGCUAGAGUCAAUCAGGGCUCUGUCCUCUCAGACCAGGGUCCGUUUCUCAGUCUAACUUACUUCACAGAGUUGUUGUGAGGAAGAAUUGUGGAGGGGAAGAGCCAUGUACGCCACUUCAAGCUCCUUGGAAGAAAGGUGGGAUAUAAUAUCAAUCUUAAUAAUCUUAAUAAUAAUAUUUAUUUACUUAUUUAUUUGUUGUUAGAAACAUUGAGGUUAGCCAAUCAACAUUGGCUAUGUGAUAUUAUGACUGAAACAAUGAAACUAAUGGGUAAUGCCCUCGCUUUGAAUUAGCUUGUUUGCCUUCAGAAAUGUGGUUGUGUAGCAAAAGCUGAUUGACGAUGUGAAGGAGACCUCAUUUCUUUUUCUGUGAAGGAAAAUGAUAUUUAAAAAGUCAUUGCCUUUUCACACUUAGUCCUUUAUUUUAAAUGUUUUCAUGUUUUGGUUUAAUGGCUCAUUCCCAGGCUAAUACCUCCAAAGGAAACCAGGGAGUUAGAAGCAUCUAGUACACAGCUCAAAUACACACCUAGGCCUAGCAAUCUGUUUUCACACACAAGCCUUAAUUAAAUUCUAACAUAUAUUAGACCCAGUAAUGUCUAGCACCCACAAAUUCAUAACAAACUAUUAUUUAGUGGAUAUAAAUCACUUCACAGCACAAAACACUCAAAGCAAUCUACAGGACAAAAAGGGGAAAGUAAAUAAACACCAUAGGAGCCAACUCCUAGGGGCCAAGGGGGCUUUGGCCUCCCAGUAAAAUAUUUGAGGGUGCCACCUCCCCCAGCUGAUGGGCAUUGCCAUUCAAAUGGUGUGUGUGCACUGCUUCAUGUGAUCAGUUAUGUGGGAUGGGGCUUACCUGCCCCCCAAUGUGUUAUUCAAGUUGGCACCCCUGAAAAACACAAUACUGAACUUGCCUUGGUUGUGAUGAAACCUAAAAUUGAAUCCUUUGUCCAGGUUUGUACUUAUAGGCUGUGCUGGAUGCAUUAAUAUAUUUCUUGGAGUCAGUCCUAUGCCAUAUUAUGGACUAUAUUUGGAGAGAGAUGUCAUGGCAGCAGACUGACAUGUGAGGGCUAUGACCAAAUAAUAAUAAUAAUAAUAAUUUAUUUAUAUCCCGCUCUCCCCAGCCGAAGCUGGGCUCAGAGUGGCUAACAACAGUAAAAUAAUACAGCAUUCUAAAAUCAAUUCAUUUAUAAAAUCAGUUCAAAUCAAAUUGAUGACAACCAUUGGGCUAGAGUUCUGUGAAGAAUUACCCUACAAAGCAACACUGAUGGAAAUCUAGGCCUGGGAAGUUUAAAGUGCAUGUGUGAAUGGGAGGGGGAAGCUGCAGCUGUUGCCCCCUGCCCCACACCAGCUUUUCACUGCUUUCCCCCAGUACAGCUCUAUGAUUAAAAUAAAAACUGCUGGGAAAAAGAGACAGUUUCCCAGGGAAGGGAAGAAUACCGUUUCUCCAUCCUGCAGCCUUGCACCCUGCUGCUGUUGCCGUUAGACUGUCUUUGCACCCUCCACCCUCCGCCCAAUCUCUCUUUCUAAGCAUUCAGCAGGAUCCAGGUUGGCUUGUGCCACGUUAGGUCUAUUCGGCUGUCGAAAGUCACGGACGGAAAUAGAAAUGGGCUUUGACUGAAUCGUAGCAGACGUUUGCAAAGGAUAGAACAGACGGCGGCAUCGCCAAGCAGAAUGGGACGUACUAAAAUAACCAUGGCACCACAUGGUUACACAAAAUAGCCACAUGCACGAGCGGCAGGUUUCAAAAGGAGUGCUUUCUAUGGUAAUGAAUAAAUGAAAUUUGAUGAAUAUUUAACAAGCCACCUGCUUAGCUAUGGUAAUUAAGUAGUUUACUGUAGGCACCAUGGUGCAGAUGGAUCAUUAAGUGAUGUGAGAGGUGACCAGGUAGGGAUAUUGCAGUAAGAGUUGGGAAGAUGGCAGGCAGAGUGAGCGAACUGUGGAUUAGCCACCAAAGAACACAAGGGCUUUUUUUUCUGUCUCUUUGUUUGUGGAUAUGAGACACCUUGGGAACCUGAUUUGAAUCCUGGAAGGGUCUUGUACCCUCAGCGUGAACCCUCUUCUCAGAGGAUAGUACAAAGUCACAAUCAGGUCUUCAGAUCAGCCCGAAUGGUACAUAGGGAUGGUGUCCCCAAAAGCAACAGUCUAGCCCUUAUUGUGCAUUGUGGUGCUGCUAGGAGCUGGAGGCAACAGACAGUAGAUCUUCACUCACCCCUUCUUUCCUAGUGGGGAAGGGGGCUGCAUCUUGUGGUUCGCCCCAGGUGUUAAAAUGUAUUGAGCCGGCCCUGCCAAGGGUAAGUUAUCCAAGGUUUCUUUUCUGGAGAUGCUUAACAAUAGUACUGUGUUCUUUGAGUUAUAUUUACAAAUGUGUACAUUACAUGCAGGACUAAGACACAGCUGUGUCUUUGAAAUGCAACAUGAGAAGUGGCCCAGAGUCAUCUCCCGCUUGUGCUAAUGUGUUCUCUUUCAGUGUUAUCGUGACUUUUUUUCUGGUACAAAAUGAUCUUCCUAUUAGUGCAGGGAGUUGGCAGGUGCUAAUCUGAAGUUUUUUCGAUAGCCAACUCAUUAAGGAGAAAGCAGGUGUGAAGGGAUACAUUUGGUUUCUAAAUAAGUAAGAAAAAAAUAACAUUAUUGGCCUCUCAGUUCUAGCAGACGGAGCCCCUUUUUAUACCUUUAACUAAGGGCAGGGGAUAAGGUAGGAGACUUUUCUUCAAAAUUUAUUGUGACUACAGUGCAGGAGUGACCGCAGAUGUCAGCAUUCACUAUUCCUUUAUGUUCCCCUACCACCACAGAAAAUUCUUGCAAAUCAAAUGUUCUAUGUUAAAUGAACUCCAAAAUGCUUCAGAAUUGUGUUGAGCAAAGCAAAGUGUAUCAUCCAGCUUCAAUUUUUGCUGGUCAAAAAUAGCAUUUUCACUGUUAGGCAAUUGAGAUGUGCCAUACAAAUCAAUAUUACAAACUUUGAAGUUCCACGUACAGAAAUAUUGCGGGCUACAGAGAUUCAGAAGUGCUACUGGCAGAAAUCAAUGCUCGAGAGUUGUUUGUGAAAUAAAAUGUACUUUUCAGACAAGAGCCUGUGAGAAUUGGAAUCCUGUGGUGAGAUUUAUUGAAGAGAUUUUAUGCAGAUUUCCACCAAAGUAAGUUUGAGGUUUUCAAGGAUGUAUUUAUUGUACAUUUUCACUGUAGUUUAGGCAGGCAGAUACAUCAGGUGUAUCCCUAUCCAGAGAGGUCUGAUCUUUCCUCGGAUGUUCAUGUACCAGUGAAGCCCAGGUUAGAUGAUUGCAGUGCAUUCUGUGUAGGGCUGCCUUCAAAGUGGCUUGGAAAAUUCAGCUAGUAAAAAAAAUGUGGCCACUUGAGCCCUGGUGGGAGCCGAAAGGUUGCCCCAUAUGACAUGUAUCCUAUACCCUGCGCCAGUUGCACUGGUUGCCUGGAUGUUUAUUAGCACAAAUUAAAAGGCUUAUUUUUAACCUUAAAACCUUUAAACGGCUUGGGCCUGACUGUCAUGAAGGACCCUCACCCAUAUUAGCCUGUCUGCAUGUGGAGAUCAUCAUGUGCCUGCCUCUUAAGAGAAGUUAGGCUGGAGAUCACAAAGGAAAGGGACUGAGCCUAUACCCGACCAGCUUUCCUACUGGCUCUCCCUGGCCUUUGCUUGAGAUUGUGCUUUGCUUUGUGAGAUUGCUGCUGAAUUUUAGUCAGUGGCAUAGGAAGGGGUUUGUGGUGGUUACGGGUUGCCCCGGGUGUCACCACUGACGGGGGUGACAAAAUGGCAAAAAUUUAUGUUUUUAAAAUAAGAAAUUCCCAUCGCAGAAAAAAGGUUUUAAGUGCUUAUGCUCAUGAUGUUAAGUAAAUAAACCAGAAAAUAACACUUGCAACUGUAAGUAUCUUAUUUUUCCUUCUUUUAAUAAUUUCAAUGUGGGGGGUGACAAGAAAUUUUCUGCACCGGGUACCACUUGACCUUGCUAUGCCACUGAUUUUAGUCUGUAUUUGAAUUGCUUUGUUCUGGGCCAUCUGGAUGUUCUUUCUAGAUGUUCAGUUUAGCUUGGCAUUUAUUAAAUAUGCUUAUUGUGCUUGUUUUGUACAUUUAACGUGUGAGUUGCCUUGAUAUGGCUUUUGCCCUUAAUGGCAUCCUAGAACUAUUUCAAAUAAAAAUAGAUAGAACCCCAAGGAACAUUUCAACAUGUGGGUGCCACCAGUGAGAAAGCCCUGCUAUUAGGGUGAACAGUUUAGCUUCAGCAUAGAAGAAGGAAAGCAUUGCCAGAAAAGGGAUUCAUAUUUGCAUAUGCAUAUGUGUGUGUGUGUGUGUGUGUGUGUGUAUGUAUAUGCAAAUGUAGAACUACAUUUCAGCACAAUGGAGUAGACUGUGAACAGGUGACCUCUAUGCUUCCUCAGUCUGCUGUCCAGGUGUGAAAUGCUGGUAGGUAAUUUCAGGGCCCCUGUUCCUCUUUCUUUUGGUUCUUUAUUUUUAAAACUGGACAUAGAGAAUCCCUUCAAAUGGAGGCCUACUCACCAACAACCUUCAAAUAGAGGAAUAUCCUUUGUAAAGUAGGUGGCAAGCAGGGGUGGAGAACCUUUUUGGCUGCAUGAGUUGGAGCUUUUUCUGGUCCCACCCUUGUGGAACAACUUGGGCAGAUGAAUGGGGCAAACCACCUGUCAGUCACCUGAUGUCAUGAUCAUCCAAAUCUGUUCCCAAGUGCCCGGUAGGCAGCUGGGAACUGAUAGCUGAGUGCUUGGAAGCCGCAGUGCAAGGAGCUUUGCUGCUCCAGUAGCACCAAGCAGUUUGCAUGGGAUCCACUACUAAAAUGGAGGGAAGACUCCUUUUUAGCAGCGGCUUCAACAGAAAACCCUUGGUGCUCUUGGAGCAAGGUGUACUCCAGCUGAAGGGCAGGGGGAGUGUGCCUUGCUCCAGCAAAGGAACCACCAGGAUCUCAUUUUAAGUGUCUUCUUCCUUUGUAGUUUCACCUGGAUUCAGUUGAAAAGAACCCAGCAAAAGACUGAACUGGACUGAAGACAAGAGGAGCCAUGAUUUAAAUCACAGUAACCUUGCAUUUCUUUUUUUCUCUCCUCAGGAUCUCAUUUUAAGCUUCUUCUUCCUUUGUAGUCCCACUUGCCCACACCUGAUAGUGUAUGUGAUAAUUAGGGAAAAUGGCCUUGUGGGUCAAAAGGUGAGGCCUGGUGCUCCAAAUGUGGUCUGUGGGCUGAAGGUUCCCAACGCUGUCAUAGCAGAUCGCACAUGGGUGAAGGAGGGAAUGUGGAACAAGGCUUCUGCGGAACCAAGUGAGCUGGGGGUGAAGGUGUUCCUCACGCAGGCUAUUUAGAAAGAAGCAAUACGAAAUCUCCAAAAACUGAAACUGGAGUUGAAGGAUUGACGAUGGAAUGGCACCAUUUGCAUAGGUGCCAAGCAUUCUUCUCUGCAAAGUUUCAAAUAAGCUUCAAGAGUUCACUUAAGGAUUGUUACAGAGGGGAGCGCAAGACCCAGCAGAGAAAAUAUAGUCUACCUAUUGGGAUUUCGUGAUCUAGGGCUUGCAGAACUCUCUAGAGAAAUGAAUUCCUAAUUUGCAGUAACAAGCUAGCUAAUGUGUUCAUUUCAUCGCAUUAUGGGGAAAACACGCUUUGUACUUGGAGCCAUUAUUGCUGCUGUUGACCUGCUCUCCUCAGGGAGUGGUGGGUGAACAAAAAGAAGUUGAUCUGAGGUUCAGAAGCAGCUAGGUGACAUUAGCCGGGGGGACCCAGAAGUUGCAGAAAGGGAACUUGCCGCUGCAUCAGAGACCAGCCUGCCUAAGAAUAAUAUUGCUGUGUUUUAAAAACAGCCAUAGUUUGGUAGGAGGGUUGUGUUGGUAGUUCUGCAUCCUGCUUUGGUACCUUGAUUUCAAGCCUUUAUUUAUCCACCUAAUUGUUGCUAUGGAAAUUCAAUAUUUAAAGAGGUAAUUAUUGCUGAUCUUGUUGCAUGUGUCCAUUGCUGAUGUCCAGCUGUUAGCUCUUUAGCUCCAGUCUAGCAGAUUAAUUACUGCUAUUGAUUACUUUGAGCUUCUCUCUUCACACCUGCAGUUUGUGUAAUUAGCAAGUGGCCUCCUCCGAAAAUUAGGAGCAGUUUCAUCCUGGCACUUUGCCAUUUCCCAGCCAUGUGCUCUGCUCUGCUGAACAAAAGCAAAUCUCCUUUAAAUAGAGAUAUCUGGGCAAUGAACUCCUUUGCCCCUUUCAAAAUGUACAUGCUUACUGCAGAUUGCCCUGGCUUAGGAAAUAUUUCAUCUAAUUAGAAAAACACCCGUAAUCACCAGAUUCCUAAAUGUUGGUGGGAGUGGUGGCUGUGCAUGUGAGCAGCUUUUAAUGUAUGAUAUGGUUUCGGGAAGACCACAGCCCUAGUUGAGUGUUUGUUCUACUUGUGUGUAAACAACCCCUCCAGCACAUUGCCAUUACAGCCAUUACAGUGCCCCAUGAGUGAAGAAUUGGGGAGCCUCUCCAUGCUAUGUAGAACCCCACAGAACUCAGAGAUAGAGGAAUAUCCUUACUUCAGACCUUCACCACUCUCAAACUCAUAUCAUGGUAUUGGUAAUGCAUUGGAGGGAGUGGGACUUGGCAGCGACCCCCUCCUCCCACUUCUAUGUUAGUUUUUAUGCUGGUAGAACUAAAUUAUGAAUAAGGUUUUCAUUUCCCCUCCAUCAUCAUGGGGACUUCCAUAAAAUUAAUGCCACCAAAUUAAAAUUGGUGAAGAAACUGUUGCAGGUGUGGAUGUGGAAAUGUGUCCUUAUCAGCAACAUGCAGACAUUACUUUAAGUGUUAUUCCUGCUUGUUUUAAAGAGUGCUUGCCUGGAAUAGUCUUUAGUUCAGGGGCCACCAGUGUGAUACCCAUGGGUGCCUCUGCUCCUGCUGAAUUUAGACUUGAAAGAAUUCUGUUGUUGUCGAUAGGAAAGGUUGUGGGGUGUGCUUGGUUGUAGUGCGUGGGGUUCCCACAACAGUUUCUUCAGCUGGCAAAUAUGCCCACAGGCCCCUAAUGUUUGGACUCUCCAGUUCUAAUUCCCCCUUCAGUGUUUCCAUAGAAGCUAUUUCUUCAUAUGGGAAGAAGUUCCAAGAUGGCAAAGAAACGCAGUUGAACACUACGUCAAAACAGUUAUAAUCUGGAAGCACCCCCGAUUCUGUUGUUUCAUGCUGCCUUUCUUUGUUUGUACAUACACCAUCAUAAAUAGCAUAAUUCCACAUUUAUUUUCCUAUGGUGGCCAUGCAUGGGCAUAUGGGCACAACAGCGUGACUGAUGGUGACAUUCGUGAAGCCAUUCACCAGUCCUGAGAACAGCUUCAGAGAUGAUACUCAGAAUAGACCAAUGUGGGCUGUGUGAAUUUCCCCCAAAGCUCCAUGUGCAGCCUUAACUUCUAGGCUGAACAGAGCCUUCUUCGCCUCCUCUAAUGUUCUUUUUCAAAGCAUGACUUACAUCCAUUCAAACCACCCAGUACUAUUCCCUAGACAAUACAAAGUCGACACCCUAACAGAACUGGGAUGCUGUCGGGAUAUGGUCAAAGGUACAGGAAAGAUGGCUGAGUUUGUUCUUUCUGUUUCUGCAUUUUAUAGCAAUCCAUGCAGAACCAACUAAAUGAUCCAGGUGGCCUGCAAAUUGAGAUUCCCAUUUCUGCUAAUUCUGUGUGUGCCUUAUUAUAUCUUUCAGAUGCAUUAAUAUACUUGUGGGCAGUUCCUAUCAGAGUCAAUAGAACAGUUUUUGCUGGUUCUUGCCAAAGGAAAUUCGGGGUGAAUAUCUGUUACAAAGAUGGUUAGAAGAGAGUUGUGGGGUGGGGAAAGCAUUUAUUUUUGCUGGCUUGUCAAAAUUGCUUGCUUUGGGGAGUUCCGUCUUGGACCUCAGAAGGACCCCACUUGGAAUCUCAUCACUGUUGCUGUUUCCAGAUUAAAUUCUAAAUUGUGCUGGGUUGUUUGGAGACCUUUUGUGCCUCGUAUUAUUGCAAUCCUAAGAGCUAUUUGAACAGCAGCCCAAUGCCACUCUUGCUUCCAAGUCCCAUUUGCCAUUAUUGCCGCUCUGUGAGAAAGUGAAGGAAACCUUACAUAGCGCAGAAAGGUCCGUGUCCUCACUGCAGCUAAAGCAGCCGAAUUCUGUGAUUUUCUUCUCCCUCACCUCUAGUUCAAUUUUGACCUUUGUUAAAGAACUGGGUUGUUUCUGUCUGAAGCUAUUAUCCUGUGCUGCCCACACAAGGACAGAGUACCCAGAGACAGUGAAAUGUGUUUCAACACCAUUGGAAGUUAUGAUGAAUGUGCUAUCUGGGAGGGAUUGUUGCAUUUUUCCUAGGUACAGAAAAGUGCAGUUGGAGUACUCAGAAAGUGUAUUAACCCCACAGCAGAAGCCCAGCCCAGAGGGAUGAUGAGAGGACAUUGAGCAACGCUGGAGGGUGUGUGUGUUAGUCGGGGGUUGUCUUUAUGCAUUUUUAGACAAAUAAAUCCACUGUGAAACUGAUUCUCACUGUGGUGGUAAAUAGAACCUCCAAGUUCAGAGGCAGACUAUCAUCAAGGUAGCUGGGAAUAAACAACAGAAGUUAACUGUUGCCUUCAUGCCCUCUUUGUGAACUUUCCAGAGACAUUAUGGCUUGUGUAUUUUAACAACUGAUAAGCCGGUGGGUUGAUAUUGUGCUUUUAAUAAUUUAUAAUGCCUGUUUUGUGCUGAAUCUGAAAUCUUGUAUUGUUAGCAUUAUUCAAAUGGACUGUUUUUUUAGAUUGCUAGAUUGUUUCUUUAAAAGUAAAUUUGUUCUAAGCUGUUGGUUGUACUGAUGCUUUGAUAUGUAUUCUGGCCCUCGCAUUGCUGUCUGUGUAUCACGUGAGCCGCUUUCAGCACAUCUGUGUGGGAAAGCAUUCGCAUUAAAAUUAAAAUUAUAGAGCUAUUGUCGUGGUGGCCCUAUAUUAAGGGUGAGUCAGCUGAAUUGCAAUUCCACCACUGCAAUGAGAAAUCAGGGGAGGGAGUAGUAGGUUCUGCAACUUACACUUAGAAAAAUGGUCCAGUGGGCUAAAUUGAAACUUGGCAGGGUAGGAAAGGUAAGUUUGAGUAUGGCUCAUGCCAAACUGGGGAUAGAAAGGAUGAUAAAUGGCUUAUUUUGAAUGAGUUGAACAUCUCAGAUGAGAGAAACUGGCAUGUUCACAGGUGCUGUGUAUUUUUCUUCCAUAGAAUUUGCUUUACCCUCCAGAAAGAGUUAUCUGCAUGCCCUGGGCCUUCUGAGAAUUGUGUGUGUGACGCCGAGGAAUGACUAAUAUGUGCUUUUGUCUAAUAGUAGUGUAUGUUGUCUGUAGCUUAUUUAUUUAUUUAGAAAGCAUAUUUUUGCGGCCAAGGUUAGUCAAUGGCCUUUCAUAAGACCAUCUCCCACACAUACACAGUAUGAACCUACUGUGAGAGAAGAUGACGUGGAUUGGGAUUAGGAGGGGUGAAUGCUGCAACAAUAAGGGAAGCUCAGUCCUGAACCCACCACAAUUCUAAAGGAAUUCUAAAGCAACUUGAGAAACAGGAAGAAAAAUGGAAGCCUACUUAGCAGUGGAAGGAAUUUUUUUGAGAAAUUGAUGUGCAUGUUUUGGCAAAGCAUUAAUUGCCUAUUAUAUUUGGUUUUAUUGUAUCUUUAUUCUUCCCAUAGAUUAGAUUAGUUGGCAGGAUAUACAAACUUACAUACAUAAUAAAAAUAAAUAGCUAUUUUGGCUAUUGUCACUGAAACAAAACUUUCGCAUUCAAGGGCCAAGUGCAUUUGGCAUAUGCUUUGACUGAUCAUGCAGGAAGCACCUUACAUGUCUUUGAUGAACACUUGAGAUCUGUCAGAGUAUGACAUAAAUAAUGGCACUCUUUAAGAAGAUUAUAAAAUCCCCCCUAAUGUCUCUGAAUGGGUAAUAUGCAUGAUGCACAUACAUUGUCUAAUUGGGUGUUUAUUUUUGGUGGGUGUGGAACAAGCAGUCUUGUUUUAUUGUGUGUGUUUAUGUGUGUAACAAAGAGAUCCAGAAUCUCUGCUCUCACCUUAAUGAGUGAAGGUUACAUUACUGAAAUCUUUGGCAGAUGAACUGAUUUCAAACCCUGGCUUGAUGAUCCUACUAAGACACCCAAUUAAUUCUAUUUUGCUACAAGCUAAUUUAUGGCUUUGUGCUUAUUAAAAAAAAAUCCUGAACAUACAAACCAGUAGGAGACGAGGUAAUGAAUAAUUCUACAUUUUUUUCACGCUCUUGUCUCGCACUCCACUACAGUGAGAAUGGCAGAGGAAAUAUGAAAGGAGUGGCUUUUUGAUGUAUGAAAUGUGGGUAUUUUCUCAUAGUGAGCAGUAUCUGGCUGGUAUAAACAAACACAUAAUCAGUCCCUCUAGGAAAUGCUUAAUUAGUGCAGUAAACAUACGUUUAUUAAUUGCUGUUACUUUUUCCUCCCUUUGUUUUCCAGGGUUGUGUUUUUUUUGUUUCCGCAUAAAAACUGACUUGACACUGAAUGUAUGCAGAAUUAGUUUCUCUUUGCAGUUACUAGGGGGGGGCGAGAAGCCUGAUAAAAUCAAGAUGUUUCUUUCAGUAGAAGCCUGUGUGAUCAAUAUUCCAGUAACUGGGUUUGUGCUAAACAUGUUUUUUCUUCUGUAUGAAAGGGAAAGAGGAAAGGAAGAAUGGCUUGUUCAAUAGCAAUUUAUUGCUUCUUUCUGCUUACUGUUCUUAAAAACAACAACCCCAAACCCCAAAAACACAAAUCUUUCAAAUUGGUAUAAAGCUUUCCCCUUUGAAGUUACAGAAUAAGUUGUCAGGAUAUACUAGGGAAUAAGCCAUUCAAAAGCAAAGACCCAGGUAAUAGUUAUUAUGGCUACUGUAUAAUUUUCACACUGCUUUUUGGUGUAGUGAUAGAAAGCAGAGUUGAGAGGAAGCUGUAAGUUAACAAUUUCCCCUUCCUACUUUCCUGUUUUCUUAGUUGGAAUCAAUAAACCCCAUGUGCUAUUUCUACAUUUGAAGUAUAAUGCAAUUAUCUGAAAGCCUGCCAGCAUAAGAUCAGAGCUAAGGCUAUCAUCACAUGCUGACUUAGACUCCACAAUGCUGGGAAACUGGAAGCUAAGGCUGAUGCCUUCACAGAUGUGUGCCAACAGGGAUGUGCAAUCUCACAAAUUGUGCUUGCCUACUUUACGUGUGCACUUUGCACCCACUCAGAAGGCGGCAGUUCUAUGGGGUGAGUUUCAUCACAGGGCAGUGUGUGUGUGUGUGUGUGUGUGUGUGUGUGUGUGUGUGUUUCAGUAUCUGUGUAUAUGUGUUUCUGAGGGGAUUUGGUGUGAGCAAGGUAUGCAUGGUGUUUCUCUGUGUGUGCACUCCAUAAUUUUGCAUGUGACUCUAUCGGGUCAAGGUUCUAUCUAUCGAGGUGAAGGUGGGUGGAGCAAUGGAUGCAAAGUUUACCUUUGUACAGUAGGCUAGUUUCCACACACACACACACACACACACACACACACACACACACGCACACACACCCUCUACCAUCCAGGCAUACUAGAGGCAUUAUCUGAGUUCAAGGACGUAUUUCAGCCAGAAAAACACACAAGGAGGUUGCAAAAGCAUGACAGCAAGGGGUGAUGUGUGUCUGGAGAGGGCUUGUGUCCUGAGAAGAGUCCCACUGGCCAAACAGAGAGGCCUAACAGACUGUUUUUCACCCCCAGGCCUCAUUUUCUGUCCCCCGCCCUAAGGUAGAUCUAUCAAGUCUAAAGUCUGUCCCCACCACUGGCGGAGGAAGAGGGGGUGGGGAGAGCACACUGCCCCCCCCACCACGAUCCCGGUGGGGUGCCAUCGUGGCUGCCCCCCUGCGCUGGGUGCCACGCCCCCCGCAGGCGGUGCGCCACUCUCCCAGAUCGCAUGCCACUCCCCUUUGGGUGGCAUGUCAUGCCCCCGGGACACACACUAUGCCCCUGCGGUUGGCAUGCCAUGCCCCCAGGACAUGUGCCAUGCCCCCCCGGGACGUGCACCAGCCACGCCCCUGCCUGCUCUCUGCCCCUGGUCCACCCCUGGUCCCUACCCCUGAUGUCUUGUAUUGGGCACAUAAACAAGCAUUCCAUGGCAGCUGAGUUACACCAUUGCUCCACCCUUACUCCAAGAGGACUUCUGUUAUUACAAUCUCCCUUGAAGAGAAAUUCAUGGCUUCUGCUCACAGAAUUGAAGCUGAGUCUGGUCGAGUCUGAGGUAAUGAUGGUUGACAGGACUUGUGACCUGAGGGAACCAGGAUACCAACCGCUAAGGGUUCAGACAGGCCCCAUGCCUGCCCCAAGGGGGAAACCACACACGGGUGUAAGAUUGGUAUUGUAAGUCAUAUGCAACACUCUUGCCAUAUGAAUGCUUUCCAGUUUUCAUGGCUCAUUGCUGACAUUUCUCACCUUUGCUCUCUGCCAAUAUAUUUCUUGUCACAGAGGUCCCUCGUUCUGCCUUGCAAUGUGCUUGGAGACUUCACAGUGAAUCUUAGAAUGGCAGGUUAUUUCAUUCCAGGAGAGCACAGGCAAUGUAAGCAAACAAUGGAGAGCAAAUAAAAAGGGUAUGGCAAGUGUGUGGGAGAAUAUUGUCAUCUUUCUAAGGACGUGUGCAAUGUUGGAUGUGGUUUGCUGAUGUAGGAAGCCUGUUGGGUCAUGUUGUUCCUGCAAGGGAUUCUACAAUGCAUGUAGCCAGUAUGUAUGCAUUUAUACUACUGUCAGAAGGGUAAAUAGCAAGAGAAUCUAUUUUCUCCUCUUUCUGAUUUAUCUUCCUUUUAAAUCAGGGCAGGGCAGCCACUUCUACACAGUCUCCCCCCAACCUUGUGCUGCUUUGGAUUACAACUCCCAUCCCUGACGACUGGCCAUACUAGUUGGGGAUGAUAGGAGUUACAGUCCAAAACAAUAUGGCAGGCACUGGGUGAGGGAUCCAAAACAUCUGGAAGACCCCAGGUUGAAGAAAGCUGCUUUACAGCAUAGCACAGUUGUGAUUUAUUGUAUGCUGGAAUUGUUGAUACGGGAGUAAGAGCCAGUCCUCAACUGCGCUGAAAUGCACCAAACUGCAAGUCUUUGUUGCUACUAAGAACCACAGUGGAUGCAAUGGUAGAGAUGCAGGAAAAGGAUUUCCUGCAGGCUUUUCAAAAAGAAAGAAAGAAAGCAGCUCUGUGUUUGUGAUUUGGAUCAGAACUAUGUAUUCUGUCCAGCUGAAAAUGCCAUGAAACCCUUUGGGGAAAUGCGAGUUUAUGUUGGGGAUGAGAAAUCUGUAGCCCUCCCCGUUCAGAUGUUGCUGGACUCCAACUCCCAUCAGCCCCAGUCAGCAUGGUUGAUGAUCAGGGAUGAUGGGAUUUGUAGUUCAAUAGCAUAUGGCGGGCCAGAGGUACCCUAUCCCUGUUUCACUCUCUGCUCCAUUAGGCAAAUUAGGAGCUGUCAGAGGCUUAUUUAAUUCAGGACGUGUUGACACCCACCUCAUGGUUCUCAUCUCAGUCUCCCCCACUGCUUGCUUUUACAUUAAGGAAACCACAGGAAGCCGUGCUCACAGGUUUCCCAAAUCAUAUCUCGGCUUGGCACUAAAAGUGACAAGGUGGAUGAAACAUAAUCAUCUUGGAAUGACAGCUGUGUCAUCAUGUUUGAAUUACAAUUGCCACCUUUGUAUCCCUGGCAAGUUAUGGACAGUUGACCUACCCAGAGCAUCAGUGGGAACUAAAGGAGAAGGACGUCAAGAGGCUCAUUGCAUCCGUGGUAUAAUCAGGAGCAUUUGGUUGCAUAAUUUAACUUAUUUUUUUAUAGCUGAAUGCAAAAUUGUCCUGUCUUACCUUUUUUUUUUUUUGACUGGUUGGUAACAAUACUAUGCAUUCCUGUUUCUACAUUAUUUAACAAUGCUUGGUUGUUGCUCUCUGUGACACCAGAAGCCUUUUUACAAAAUAAAAUAAAAUACAUAUUUUUGAAACUGGAGGAAAGGUUAAUUGAAGUUUGAGAUGCACAAUUCUACCUUUAUGCCUAUCCUAAUUGUAUUUAUUUGCCAAAAAAAAAUCUAUACCACUGAUAUUAAGGAGAGAAAAAUCAUGGUGAUGAACAGCAUAAAAUCAACAAUAAAGGUACAUUAAUAAAAUCAAUGAAAACACAUACC
Podarcis lilfordi (Lilford's wall lizard) is the source of this 17200-nucleotide messenger RNA. The record is from the annotation of a GenBank genome assembly. NCBI's taxonomy places the organism in Eukaryota, Metazoa, Chordata, Lepidosauria, Squamata, Lacertidae.